Messenger RNA from Lathyrus sativus (Indian pea), 906 nucleotides. Lineage: Eukaryota; Viridiplantae; Streptophyta; Magnoliopsida; Fabales; Fabaceae. The record is from the annotation of a GenBank genome assembly.
AUGCCUGGUCAAAAGGUUGAAACGGGUCAUCAAGACACGGUUCAUGAUGUUGCAAUGGAUCAUUAUGGUAAACGGUUGGCUACAGCUUCUUCGGAUCAUACGAUUAAGAUAAUUGGAGUGAGUAACUCGGCGUCACAGCAUUUAGCAACUCUUACUGGUCAUCAAGGACCUGUUUGGCAGGUAACAUGGGCUCACCCGAAAUUUGGUUCUUUACUUGCCUCGUGCUCUUUUGAUGGGCGAGUAAUUGUAUGGAAGGAAGGUAACCAAAACGAAUGGAUCCAAGCUCAUGUAUUUGAUGAGCAUAAGUCGUCUGUGAACUCGGUUGCUUGGGCGCCGCAUGAGUUGGGUCUUUGUUUGGCUUGUGGUUCGUCGGAUGGGAAUAUUUCGGUUUUCACUGCACGAGCAGAUGGUGGUUGGGACAGUUCAAGGAUUGACCAAGCUCACCCUGUUGGUGUCACUUCUGUGUCGUGGGCUCCUUCCACGGCACCUGGUGCUCUUGUAGGUUCUGGCUUGCUUGAUCCUGUACAGAAGCUUUGUUCCGGUGGUUGUGAUAGUACCGUGAAGGUGUGGAAGCUUAACGACGGGCAUUGGAAGCUGGACUGCUUCCCUGCUCUUCAGAAGCAUACUGAUUGGGUUCGAGAUGUAGCUUGGGCACCGAAUUUGGGACUUCCAAAGUCUACUAUUGCAAGUGCUUCUCAGGAUGGAAAGGUUAUUAUAUGGACUGUGGCCAAGGAGGGGGAUCAAUGGGAUGGAAAGAUUUUGAACGAUUUCAAUACCCCUGUUUGGAGAGUUUCGUGGUCAUUGACUGGAAAUAUAUUGGCUGUGGCUGAUGGGGGCAAUAAUGUUACAUUAUGGAAGGAAGCAGUAGAUGGAGAUUGGCAACAGGUGACAACUGUGGAACCAUAG